Messenger RNA from Aricia agestis (brown argus), 1834 nucleotides. RefSeq names its product protein Mo25 (gene Mo25). The coding region runs from base 164 to 1171 and encodes 335 amino acids. Gene Ontology annotation, biological process: intracellular signal transduction. The record is from RefSeq and is a predicted model, not a curated record. Gene Ontology annotation, molecular function: protein serine/threonine kinase activator activity. Lineage: Eukaryota; Metazoa; Arthropoda; Insecta; Lepidoptera; Lycaenidae. The transcript has 7 exons.
UUAAUUUUAAACUGGCAACAAUUGUAUUGACAUCACAGCUGUUCGCUUUGCCUGGUUGUGGUCUGUCUUGCUGAUUGCUGAAUACAAUUUUAUUGUAAUAAUCAGAAAGUACAAUCGUAUGAAGACGAAGCUAUUAAUAAUUUGUUAACAUUGCAUCAAUAAUAUGCCUCUUUUUGGUAAAUCUCAAAAAAGCCCCGCGGAGCUAGUUAGAUCACUCAAAGAUGCUGUUACCGCUUUAGAGAGGGGUGACAAGAAAGCUGAAAAGGCCCAGGAAGAUGUUAGUAAAAAUUUGGUGUUGAUAAAGAAUAUGCUAUAUGGCACAUCUGACGCUGAACCUCAAACUGACAUUAUUGUGGCCCAACUAGCCCAGGAGUUAUACAACACAAAUUUGCUUCUUCUUCUUAUUCAAAAUUUAAACCGUAUCGACUUUGAAGGGAAGAAAGAUGUGGCACAAGUCUUUAAUAAUGUUUUGAGACGUCAAAUUGGAACUCGGUCACCAACUGUGGAAUAUAUUUGUACGAAACCUGAAAUUUUAUUCACAUUGAUGUCUGGAUACGAACAUCAGGAAAUAGCAUCCAACUGUGGAACAAUGUUAAGAGAGUGUGCUAGAUAUGAGGCUUUAGCUAAGAUAAUGUUAUAUUCAGAUGAUUUUUAUAAUUUCUUUCGUUAUGUAGAGGUUUCUACUUUUGACAUUGCCUCUGAUGCCUUUUCUACAUUUAAGGAAUUGUUAACAAGACAUAAAAUGUUAUGUGCCGAGUUUUUAGAAGCUAACUAUGAUAAAGUUUUCAACCAUUACCAACGUUUAUUAAAUUCUGAAAACUAUGUAACUAGACGGCAAAGCUUGAAACUACUUGGUGAACUACUUUUGGACCGACAUAAUUUCUCCAUUAUGACGCGAUACAUCACAAAUCCUGAUAAUCUGAAGCUCAUGAUGAAUAUGCUGAAAGAGAAGUCGCGGAACAUACAAUUUGAAGCUUUCCAUGUUUUCAAGGUAUUUGUAGCUAACCCCAACAAACCAAAACCUAUACUUGACAUACUCCUAAGGAACCAGGAUAAGCUGGUGGAUUUCCUCACCAAGUUUCAUACAGAUCGCUCAGAAGACGAGCAAUUCAAUGACGAAAAAGCUUACCUUAUAAAACAAAUCAAAGAGUUAAAACCCUUAGAACACUAACAUUUAUUGCAUUUUAUGAGAUCGCCACUUCCUCCUCAAAAAGAAGUUAGUUAUAGAUGCUAUUAUAUUUACGCUUCUAAGUCACCAGAGGGUGUCGUGCGCGCCAAAACACUAGGGCUCCUUAUUAUCAGCUAUUUGAAUUCUUAUGGAUUUACAUUCGGUCUGUGAUGAGUCAGGGAUGGCAGUAUAUUAUGCUAAAAGCGAGAAAACAUUUUUUUAAUACAGAUUUGUAGGAACUAGUGUUAUUUAAAUGGUUUCACUUAUGUCUUUUGUAAGUUGUUAAAACCAUUUUUAGUUUUAUGACGUGUUUAGUGACAGUUCCUAAGUCACAAUUAUUUGAUUAGGAUUUAAUAACUUUAUUAUAUUUGUUUAUCGGCCAUUGUUGAUUAGACUAAACGAGACGAAAAUCACAAAUUCGCUACUUUUAUUUUGUAAAUAUAUCGUAAUUUUUUCAUGGUAACUUCACGUCUUUUACAGGAGUAUAGAUUCAAGAUUGUUAAACAUAAUGGAAGUAUAUUUUAUAUGAUAUCGUCAGUAUUGGUUAUUUAUUACGCAAUAGUAAUAUUGUCCAUUUUACCGCAACAUUGGUAUUUGCAAUAAAACCUAACGAGUAAUGGUUUUACAAAUAUUUUGUAUUGUAAGUAUGUAUAGAUUUUCAAAAUU